Messenger RNA from Punica granatum (pomegranate), 2783 nucleotides. The record is from RefSeq and is a predicted model, not a curated record. NCBI's taxonomy places the organism in Eukaryota, Viridiplantae, Streptophyta, Magnoliopsida, Myrtales, Lythraceae.
CGUCAAGUUUCCAAAAGUUUCGAGCUGAUAAAAUGGUGAACCCAAUCCUCUAAUAUAUCCAUGGAUUACUUCUUAACAUUCUCAACAGAUUGGAGAUAUAAGGAAUCAAAAGUCAUAUUAUAUUUUCCUUGAUUCUAGUGUAUCAAUUUUCUUUUUCUCAUAUAGAUGUUUUCUUUUUCUUUUUUCUUUUUUUUUUUGUAUUUUCUAAUUGGCCAUGUUGACUACUCAUCACUAGCUCCAUACUAUAUUCGUUUGAUCCAUGUUUACUGUGCCUCAGAGGAGCAAAACUAUGGUGAUUACUCAAAAGUUCAAUCCACUGGACCAUGGUUGUUUUUCUUUCUCCGACCUUGUUCGGGACAAGGAAAUAGAAAUCAAAGAAUUGUCUAUGCACACAUUUUAUUACAUAAAAUGGCGAUUUCUUUCUAUCAUGUCUGUCUUCUCUUAUCGUACCAGACACUGCAUCAGUAAUGUCUCCCUAAUUCCUCGAAAUAAUUGCUAGAGUCGAUCGUCCGGAUAUAUUAGUUCACACAUGAACUACAGUCAGUGACAUAUAAUGUUGUGCUGUCAUAAGUAAUCCUUUAGCUCGACCUAGUGAUGGGACGGGACGUCUUUUACCGAUCAGUCUUCAAUCUCUCUCUCUCUCUCUCUCUCUCUCUAUCUAUAUAUAUAUAUAUAUAUCUUGUUCCAUUACUGAAUCUCAAAGAGUUGCUGGUGAAUGCAAAAUGAACAAUUAUGAGCAGGGGAUGGAUGGGGAAGAGGUUCCUGGUGCUAAGGAAUUGCCAUACCAACCCAUGAAGAACCAAAGACAAGGGGGAUUCAGAGCCACCUACUUCAUCUUUGCGAUGAUGUUCUUGGACAACAUUGGAUUUGUGGCCAACAUGGCGAGCAUGGUGCUGUACUUCAUGUAUGUCAUGAAGUUUGAUCUGUCGGGGUCUGCCACCACCACAACAAACUACCUUGGCGCCACUUUCAUUCUCACGCUCGUCGGAGGCUUCAUCUCCGACUCCUACAUGACUCGCCUCAACACCGCCCUUGUUUUUGGUGCCAUCGAACUUAUGGGCUACAUGCUGCUGAUAGUUCAAUCUCACUACCAAAAGCUCCAGCCCAAGCCAUGUGCUGAGACUGAAUCAACCUGUGUCCACGGCUCAAAAGCGCUCCUAUUCUACACGUCAAUCUGUUUGGUGGCCCUUGGAGGGGGCGGGAUCAGGGGUUCGAUCCCAGCACUUGGUGCUGACCAGUUCGACCAAAAGGACCCAAAGGAGAGGAAGAGCCUCGCCAGCUUCUUCAACUGGUUCCUUCUCAGCAUCACAAUCGGUGCCACCCUCGGGGUCACCUUUGUUGUCUAUGUAAGCACGAAGGUCCGGUGGGACAUUGGCUUCAGCAUCUCUAUGUGCUGUGCCUUCUUAGGGCUCGUGUUCGUGGCAUUGGGAAAGCCGUUCUAUCGGGUUCGGAUACCAGGGGAUAGUCCUUUGCUAAGAGUGCUAGAGGUUCUGGUGGUUUCAGUGAAGAACUGGAGGAAAGAGCUGCCCUCGAACUCGGAUGAAUUACACGAGAUCAGGGACAGAAAAGCCAUCCGAAAGGGAGAGCUCAUCCCACACAGCGUGCAAUUUAGGUUCCUAGACAAAGCAGCGAUCGUGCCAAAAGGAACGGACCCGCAAAGAUGGAAGGUCUGCACGGUGACCCAAGUAGAGGAAGUCAAGAUCUUAGCACGAAUGAUGCCGAUCCUCCUGAGCACGAUCCUGAUGAACACAUGCCUAGCUCAGCUGCAGACGUUCUCCGUCCAGCAAGGAACCUUAAUGGACGUGAACUUGGGGGGCUUCCAGGUCCCGCCAGCCUCGAUACCCGUCAUCCCACUUGUCUUCAUGUCCCUCCUCAUCCCCGUGUACGAAUUCAUGUUCGUCCCCCUCAUCAGGAGGAUCACAGGCCACCCCAAUGGCAUCACCCACCUCCAGCGCGUCGGUGUCGGGCUUGUCCUCUCUGCCAUCUCAAUGGGCAUCGCAGGGCUUGUGGAAGUGAAGAGGAAGCACGAGCUCCUCCAUCACAACCACAAGAUCAGCCUGUUCUGGCUCUCCUUCCACUAUGCCAUCUUCGGGAUAGCGGACAUGUUCACGCUCGUGGGGCUAAUGGAGUUCUUCUACAGCGAAGCUCCAGUGGGGAUGAGGUCCCUGUCGACCUCCUUCUCAUGGAUGUCCCUCUCGAUCGGGUACUUCCUCAGCUCGGCCUUCGUAGGGCUGAUCAACAAGGUAAGCCGGCACCUGGGCAAAGCCCCGAAGGGGUGGCUCCAGGGAAGGGACAUGAACACAAACCACGUGGAGCGGUUCUACUGGUUCCUGGCGAUCCUGAGCGUGGUGAACUUCGUGAACUACUUGUUCUGGGCUAACUGGUACAAGUACAAGAACGAUGAUGUUGCCGGCGAUGACGAGAUGCUGCUGAGGUAUGGCGGCCGGCCCAAUAACGGGAUCGACUCGUUCUCUACUAGCUUGAGCUUCGUGUCGAGGCCUCAGGGGGAGUUCUCUUCUGUGGUGCAAGAGAAAGGGCAAGAGGGUGAAAGAUUAGAGCCUAAAGUAGAGUCUAAGUAAGAGCUGAAAUGGGACAUUGUAAUAUAUGAAUAAGAGGCAGUUUUCAAUUAUGGAAGAGCAAGCAAAUAUAUGCUUUGAUGCAAUAUAUUUGUCCUCAAAAGAUUUAGGCAAAGGCAAGGAUAUGACAUGAAAAGAAUUUUGUAAAAUUGAGGGUUUGGAUGUCAUCCAUCUGGCUGAUUCAACCUGUGAUCGUCAUUUAUUUUA